This is a messenger RNA of Daldinia decipiens, 605 nucleotides long. RefSeq lists its product as uncharacterized. The record is from RefSeq and is a predicted model, not a curated record. NCBI's taxonomy places the organism in Eukaryota, Fungi, Ascomycota, Sordariomycetes, Xylariales, Hypoxylaceae. Bases 87 to 434 code for a protein of 115 amino acids. The transcript is spliced from 3 exons.
GGCGGACUCUAGAGGCAAUUCUUUAUCGCUCAGAAGGGGUGCUUCGACUUCUUGGGAAAAUUCUGGAUUUCCGUCACGAUGAAACCAUGCGCAUUCAAACACAGCUGUUAACCCAGUUGUCGAGGGAGCAGGCAAGCUCAAACGACCAGAUUGCUCAAGUCCUAAGGCAAUCCGCAAAUGAUUCCAGGCUGCUUAAGGCAUUGACCAUCAUGACAACUCUUUACCUACCUACGAGUAUUGUGCUGGCUUUCUUCGGCUCCAAUUUUAUCCAGACUCGAGAGAUAGAUACCCCCGGCAAAGCUCUUAGUAUAGUGCUUGUACAAGAAGCUUGGCUAGCUAUAGCGAUCCCGGCACCGUUUACAAUAGCAACUGUAGUCAUGAUUUUUUGGAUGGGAGGGUUGCCGCGUUUCAACGUAAAACUGCCAUGGUCCUAGGCUAGGGAUGUAAAAACUAUGAGUGAGGAUGUUAUAUCAUAAGAGGUACCUACCUGGUAGUCAAAUUGAAUAGGUCCAAGGGAAUGGUUUUUGACAUGACUAUAUGCUUUCCUAGAUUUCAAGCUCGGGCUUUCUUAGUUUAGAGUAUGGAUUACUUGUUUAUGUUGUAUA